GCAAAUUACUGUUCCGUUUGCCGAACAAGCUCGAAGAGUUCCUGUUGUUUAGAUCGCUAGAAGCGAUUGUGGGGUUCUCAUAAUCUCGUCGCUUUCAACCACGGAGCCCCCUAGUGGCCCGUCAUCUCAGCGAGCCAUGGCGAGUGUGUCGACUAUGGUACGCCCUCCCCCUAGACGCCCCGGGCCGCCCGGACCUCCGCCACCAAGCGGCCGCCCUAAGCCACCCCCACCACCCCCCAAAUCGGCUCCACCGCCGCCACCACUACCCCCCAAAUCCAACGGACCUCCUCCUCCGGCGCCACCCAAUGUGCCUCCGACCCCGCUCAGUAAACGCCCCGCUGACUCGGUGGAUGCACCGAUUGCGAAGCGCGCUCGCGCUGGUUCCGUGGGUCAACUUUCCAUUCGAGCUCCCGUGGUCCUCCGUGACGUUAAUGUUUUUACCAAGAAACAUCAAGUCGGACAGGGGACCUACGGCAGUGUUUUUGUGGGCCAAGACAAGGUCACUAACGAAAUUGUGGCUCUGAAACGGAUCAACACGAAACAGGAGGAGAACGGUUUCCCCAUUACGGCUCUUCGCGAAGUCAAAAUCCUCAAGGUUUUGACGCAUCCCAAUAUUGUGACGCUCAAGGAAAUCGUGACAUCCAAAGGUGCGUUUUCAUUUGCGGAAGAAAGACCUGGGCUUUCGUCUCGCGAAAUCCCCAAAAACGUCUUUAUGGUCUUUGAAUACCUCGAGUAUGAUUUGACCGGCGUACUGGAGACCUCCGAGAUUCGCUUGACGCAGGAUCACGUCAAAUCUUGGUCUCAGCAGCUUCUUGGUGGUGUACAUUACAUGCACACCAACAAGGUCAUCCACCGCGAUUUGAAGGCUUCCAACUUGCUGAUCAACCGCCAAGGCGAACUCAAAAUUGCCGAUUGGGGUUUGGCCCGUAGCUGGAACAGCGAAAUGAAGCGAUUGACGAAUAAGGUGAUUACUUUGUGGUAUCGUCCUCCAGAACUCUUACUCGGAUGCUUGGAGUAUACCGACAAGAUAGAUAUGUGGAGUGUCGGUUGCAUCAUUGCCGAAAUGUUCCGUCGUUCCGGCUUCCUCAAGGGCAGCAACGAAGCCACUCAGUUGGAUUUAAUAUUUCGUACUUGCGGCCAUCCCACGAAGGAAGAGUGGCCGUCUCUAGGAGACAAGUGUCGUCUCUGGAAGAAGCUUGGUCCCAAUGCGGGUCAGCCUCGAUUCCCGAAUCGGUUGGCGGAAGCUCUCCGAGCGAAACUUCCGAAUCCCAAGUGGAUGACCGACAAUGCGAUUGAGCUUAUUGCCAAGCUGAUGGCGUUGAACCCUGACCACCGCUGGUCGGCCGAACAGGCGUUGGAUGCCGAGUACUUUUUCGAGAAUCCGAUCGUCAAGCCGGCGAACAAACUGGUGAUGAAUUUCGCCGUCCACAGUGUACACGAGUGGGAUUGCCGCCGCAAGUUUGAACAAAAAAUGGCUCAACAGCGCCAGGCCCAACAACAAACCAAUGGGGUGCACAAGUAAAUAUACACCGUCAGCAAUUGUGUUGGAAGUAGGACGAAGACUCACGAAAGUGAGACGACACAUUGAUCGAUCUACACCCCCUAUUUACCCUUUCUACCUAUCCAAAAACCUAUAAAAAUUUCCAUCUACAUGUA
This is a messenger RNA of Phaeodactylum tricornutum CCAP 1055/1, 1656 nucleotides long. RefSeq lists its product with no specific name. Bases 137 to 1522 code for a protein of 461 amino acids. Gene Ontology annotation, biological process: protein phosphorylation; positive regulation of transcription elongation by RNA polymerase II. The record is from RefSeq and is a predicted model, not a curated record. The transcript is spliced from 2 exons. Lineage: Eukaryota; Bacillariophyta; Bacillariophyceae; Surirellales; Neidiaceae. Gene Ontology annotation, molecular function: ATP binding; cyclin-dependent protein serine/threonine kinase activity; RNA polymerase II CTD heptapeptide repeat kinase activity. Gene Ontology annotation, cellular component: cyclin-dependent protein kinase holoenzyme complex; nucleus.